AUGUCGAGACUCUGGAACUUUCUCCAUAUGUUAUGGUAUCAAACGACCUUCAAGCCACAACCACUCCCCGAUGAUAUCCGGCUCGAAGGACUGACGGCCAUUGUGACGGGUUCCAAUGUGGGUCUGGGAUUCGAGGCGGCCAAAGAACUAGCAUCGCAUGGUAUAUCAAGACUGAUUCUUGGUGUUCGCGACCCAACCAAAGGCGAAACAGCCAAGGCUGAAUUUGCUCGAGUGGCCCCUAAUUGUAACAUACGGGUGUGGCAAUUGGAUCAAGAGUCAUGGACAAGCAUGGUAGCUUUCGCGGAACGCGCGCGCACUGAACUAGAUCAUCUUGAUAUCGUAUUAUUGAACGCAGGGUUGAAGAGGUUGGAGUUCACUCGAUCGCCCACAGGCCACGAGGCGCACGUUCAAAUUAAUCAUCUCGGAACGGCACUGUUGUCAUUGCUUCUCGUGGAGCCAUUGCGACGGACCUCGCAAAAAACCGGCAAACCAGGCCGAAUGACCAUUACGGCAUCUGGCGUCGCAUUUGAUGCCCCUAUACGCGAUGUCGCAAAGCCUAAAGGAGGGAAAGGUAUUAUCCCCUGGCUCGAUGAUCCAGCUUCAUUCGUCCCUGGACAAACUCGGUAUGAACUGUCCAAGCUACUCGAUAUAAUGUGGACCCGGAUCCUCGCCGCUCGACUCGACCCCACCGAGGUUAUCAUUAACACUAUCAAUCCGGGGUAUUGUCAAAAUUCAUUUCACCGCGUCGAUCCGAACGCAGAGAUGUUCUCCAAAUAUAUCGCUUGGAACAGCGCCCAAGGUGGUUACCAUUUGACUGAUGCUGCUGUGCGACAUCCGGAUAGCCACGGGGCAUACUUGACCGAACAGAGAAUUAGACCCGCUCCCAAAUUCUUAUAUACCGCCAAGGGCAAGGAAACAGAGCAGAAGUUAGGGGAUGAAACAAUAGCACUAUUUCAACAAGAGUGCCCAGAGGCAAACAUUGAAAAAUUCACUAAGAAAUGA
This is a messenger RNA of Hypoxylon trugodes, 1002 nucleotides long. Its product is annotated as NAD(P)-binding protein. The transcript is spliced from 2 exons. The record is from RefSeq and is a predicted model, not a curated record. The coding region runs from base 1 to 1002 and encodes 333 amino acids. Lineage: Eukaryota; Fungi; Ascomycota; Sordariomycetes; Xylariales; Hypoxylaceae.